AUGCCAGACGUAAGAGUAACUUCUUUAGUCAUGAUAUUUAUUUUCUUUCUUUUUCCUUAUAAGGGACAGAAGUUCAACGUCCCGGGUCAUUAGACGAGUCCACGACCUAUUCGCCGAUGAACGACUUUCCUCUGAACUGCCUGUUAGCUGCACGAAAUUAAGCCACGAUUACUUGGCAACAGCAUCUUUACUUCGGAAGUUCAGAAGGAGAGAAGUUCUUGAGGCUGCCUCGUCUACGGAGGGAAGAGUAUCUGUUUAUCUGUGAACAUCUCCGCAUUCUUCUAAGAGAGGAUAUUAAGCAUGGCUUCUGCAUCACAUGAACCCCAGAAAGAGGAUUGGACAAAUAUGGACAAGAAGGAGUUGGAGGCGCAGUACUCGCCCUCCCGCUGGUCCAGGAGGUACGCCGCCGACGAGAUCAUCGGCGCCCACGUCAGGGAGGCCGCCCUUCUCUCGAAGGCCGCCCGCGCUGACCUGCCGCGCCCCCCGCGCCUCGACGUCCCCUACGGCAGCGCUCCGAGGGCCAAGCUUGAUGUCUACGGGGAGGACCUGCCUGGCGACAGCCCCGUAAUGGUGUACGUCCACGGCGGCUACUGGCAGGAGCUGAACAAGGACCUGUCGGCGUAUCCUGUGAAGCCCUUGUACAGCGCAGGGAUCGUCGCGGUGAUUGUCGGCUAUGAUCUGGCGCCCCAAGUGAGUGUUGAAGUGAUUGUUGAGGAAGUGCGGGCGGCCGUGGCGUGGGCGUGCACGCUGGCCCAAGGGCGUGGCAGCGAGUGCGUCGUGUUAUCUGGAUGGUCCGCGGGCGCACAUCUGGUCACUCAGGUUCUGUCCACGUGGCCAACAGCAAAGUCAGAGAAAACCGCCUUUUCUGACCCGGAUUUGACCUCUUACGCUCUUGACCUCGUGAAAGGGGUUGUGACCUUCAGCGGCGUGUUUGACCUCCGGCCGCUCGUCGGGACGUACGUGAAUGACCCUCUGCGGCUGACGGAGUCGAGUGCGUGGACGCUGUCUCCCUUACGAGUGGUGGGUGACCUGAGCAAGACGUGGCCUCAUCUUCGCCUUCUAGUAACAGCAGGUCAACAUGAUUCCCCAGAAUUCAAGCGGCAGUCUCUCCACUACUCCCAGGUGUGUGGGGUCAGUGGCCUCCAAGCAGAGUACGUGGAGGUGGAGGCCGACCACUUCAGUAUCGUGGAGGAACUGUCGAGGGAGGACUUCUCGCUGACUCAGAGGGUCCUUGCCUUUUUCAGGAAGUGUCGGCAGAAGGAGGAGAUGAAGAAGGUGUAGUUUGUUCUCGGUGUUUCUUUUAUGUAGCACUGUCUCAUCCUUUUUUUUUUUUUU
Messenger RNA from Penaeus chinensis, 1335 nucleotides. Its product is annotated as kynurenine formamidase-like. The transcript has 8 exons. The record is from RefSeq and is a predicted model, not a curated record. Lineage: Eukaryota; Metazoa; Arthropoda; Malacostraca; Decapoda; Penaeidae. Bases 301 to 1281 code for a protein of 326 amino acids.